AGAAGGCUUGUGGUGAGGGAGUUCACCACAACAACCCUGUGAGGGAAAAGUGUGACCCUGCACUGGGCCGUCGAGGGGGGACUGGCGUGGAGGCUCAGCAGCUGCUCUUCUGAAGAGGAAGAGGAGGAGGGUUGGGGGUCUUCACACUCCCAACCAGGGGGUCUGAAACUGAAGAGGAAAACGCGGGGGCUGCUGGUCUAUGAAGCAGAAAACAACUUCUUCACUGGGGUGAGAAGCUGUGUCUGUGAAGAAAGAGGAAAGGGAAUGAAGACAGAAGGCCGAGCAGGUGGCAGAAGAGCCUCACAAUAAAGCUUCCUCUCUGAGCGGCUGUCAUCCCUGCUGCUGAGCCGUGAGGUGGCCCCAUCUGCUUCCCUUCCCGCCCCAGGCUGCCUCUCCUGCCCACAGCCUGCACCGCCAUGGGUGAGGAACUGCUGAGCUCUCUGGAUCCUUACGAGUCACUGGAUGAUUAUUCUGAGUCAAACAGUACGAGUGCCAGCGAUUAUCCGAGUAACUACCUGCCGCCCUCCCCAUGCUCGCUGCGGGGCGUCAGGCAGUUCUCCCGCGCGUUCGUGCCCGUGGCCUACUCGCUGGUGUGCGCCUUCGGCCUCCUGGGCAACGUGCUGGUGGUGCUCACCUUCGCCUUUUACAAGAAGGCCAAGUCCAUGACGGACAUCUACCUCCUGAACAUGGCCAUCGCGGAUGCCCUCUUCGUCCUCACGCUUCCCUUCUGGGCAGUCAGCCACGCCGCCGGCGCGUGGGUUUUCAGCAACGCGCUGUGCAAGCUGCUGAAGGGGAUCUACGCCGUCAACUUCCACUGCGGCAUGCUGCUGCUGGCCUGCAUCAGCCUGGACCGCUACGUGGCCAUCGUGCAGGCCACCAGCUCCUUCCGCCUCCGGGCCUGGACCCUGACGCACAGCCGGAGAAUCUGCUCCGUGGUGUGGGCGCUGUCACUCCUCAUCUCCACCUCGACCUUCGCCCUCAACCGGAAGUACAAAAUCCAGGGCCAGCAGGUGUGCGAAGCCAAGUACCCGUCCUUCUCGGAGCCCAUCACGUGGAAGCUGCUGGGGCUGGGGCUCGAGCUGCUCUUCGGCUUCUUCGUCCCCUUCGUGUCCAUGCUGUUCUGCUACGCGCUCAUCGUCAGGACCUUGCUGCAGGCUCAGAACGCAAAGCGGCACCGCGCCAUCCGCGUGGUCAUAGCCGUGGUGCUGGUGUUCCUCGUGUGCCAGAUUCCUCACAACGCCGUCCUGCUGGUGACCGCCGCUCACCUGGGCAGCAUGGACAGAGUGUGCCACAGCGAGAGGCUCCUGGGCUACGUCAGGACCGUCACCGAGGUCCUGGCCUUCCUCCACUGCUGCCUCAACCCCGUGCUCUAUGCCUUCGUCGGCCAGAGGUUUCGGAGCUACUUCCUGAAGAUCAUGAAGGACGCGUGGUGUGUGCGGAGGAGGGCCGCAUCGCGCCUCUCCUGCGCCCGCAUCCACUCGGAGAGCUGCGCCUCCAGGCAGACCAGCGAGGCCGUGGACGACAACGCCUCAUCCUUUACUAUGUGAGCCCGGAGAGUCACGCGGUACCCUGCAGCACCUAUGGAACUUAUCAAUAGGUGUCUGGUGGGAGGAGCGGGGGGAAGAAAAGAAAAGACAUGGCCCAAGAUGCACAGGAGUUCUGGAAAUUAAGCAUAACCCGCCUGGGCCUCCCUGUGCUAGUGUGCUUGGUGAGAAGUGUUGUGGUCCCGGAGACUCAUGGGCCUUUGUCCCACAAAACAGGACCUGGGAAAGGUGCAGUUCAUGUGAAUUACAUAUGAAUUUAAACAUUUUCUGAAAAUAUUUACAAAGAGAUUGCACAGAGACCCACGCGUGAUGGCUCCCACCUGCAAUCUUAGUGACUUAAGAGGCUGAGGUUGAGAGCAUCCAAGUGUGAGGACGGCCUCGCAAGAAAACUUCCCCAAGAUCUCAGCCCGAC
Molecule: messenger RNA, 1956 nt
Organism: Dipodomys ordii (Ord's kangaroo rat)
Lineage: Eukaryota; Metazoa; Chordata; Mammalia; Rodentia; Heteromyidae
Gene: Ccr6
Product: chemokine (C-C motif) receptor 6
Exons: 4
Coding region: 417-1547 (376 amino acids)
Biological process (GO): positive regulation of dendritic cell chemotaxis; thymocyte migration; immune response
Cellular component (GO): membrane
Molecular function (GO): C-C chemokine receptor activity
Source: RefSeq, a predicted model, not a curated record